GGUGGCGCUGGGGACGCGCCGGGGUCCCGCAGCCUUCCCGGGGCCAUGAAGGUGAAGGUGAUCUCCGUGCUGGAGGACAACUACAUGUACCUGGUGAUCGAGGAGAGCACCCGGCACGCCCUGGCCGUGGACGCCGCGGUGCCCAAGCGGCUGCUGGAGAUCAUCAAGAAAGAGGACGUGGUGCUCAGGGCCAUCCUCACCACCCACCACCACUGGGACCACGCCAGGGGCAAUGAGGAGCUGGCCCAGCUGCUGCCAGGCCUGCAGGUGUUCGGGGCUGACGAGCGCAUCGGGGCCCUCACCCACAGGGUCAGCCACGGCCAGGAGCUCGCGUUUGGGACCAUCAGGGUGAGGUGUCUCUUCACGCCGUGCCACACCUCGGGCCACAUGUGCUACUUCAUGUGGGAGGACGAUUCCCCAGAUGCUCCAGCUCUUUUCUCAGGUGACACCCUGUUCGUGGGGGGCUGCGGGCAGUUCUUCGAGGGCACAGCGGAGCAGAUGCACACCAACCUCACCCAGAUCCUGGGCACCCUGCCCAAGGACACGAAAGUUUUCUGUGGCCACGAAUGCACCGUCAGAAACCUCAAAUUCGCCUUGAAGGUGGAGCCAGAGAAUGAAGUGGUGAAGGAGAAGCUGGCGUGGGCCAAACAGAGGGAUGACGAGGACCUGCCCACGGUGCCAUCCACGCUGCAGGAGGAGUUCCUGUACAACCCCUUCCUGCGGCUCACGCUCUCAGGGCUGUCCCCUUGCAGGGAGGAGGCCGUGCAGAGGUUCACGGGCAGGACAGACCCUGUGGAGGUGCUGAGGGCUCUGCGCUCCCACAGGGACAACUUCAAGAAGCCCAAGGAGAGGCCCAACCCCCAGGCCAUGCUGGCCUUCGACUGGGGGCUCUUUGGGCCCUUCCUGGAGAAGAAGUGACACCCCCGAGGUGCCAGGGCUCCCUCCUGGCUGGGCACAGCUCGGAUUGGCUCCCAGCUGGAUUUUGGGGCUGGAUUUUUUCUUUAAGCUGCUUGUGUGAGGCUGCUCUGCUCUGCUCUGCUCCCCCCUGGCUCCUGGGGUUCCUGUGCAGCUCCUGGAUCUCUUUGGGGGGAUCCCAGGCUGUGGGACCCCCCUUGGGGCUGGGGUGCUGGCAGAGGGUCAGGCUUGGAGCAGGGGACAGUGCCAGUUUUGGGGAGCUGCCAUGGAAGGAGCCAGGGAUGCUCAGGACUGUGGUGCUGUGCCCCACGGAGCCCCAGGCUGCCCUGCCUGCCCUGCAUCCCAGUCCAGGGCUGCUGUGAUGGCUCUGGGACUCCUGGGAGCCCUCCUGGCCCUGCCCCGCCCUGCCCCAGUGUCCUGGCUGAUGGACACUUGGAUCCCCCCCAUGGGACACUGGGAUGUGACUGGUGGCACCAGAACCCACCCAGCUCCAGCCCUGUGCUGACAAAUCCCCCAUCACAGCAGGGUUUGGGUGGGUUCCCCCCCAUUUGCCCUAUUUUCCAGCAGCUCCCACAGGGAUUUGUGGCCCAGUGGCUGCCUUGGGGAGCCCUUGGCCCCUGUGGGAUGUCCAUGUGGAGCAGGGUCAGCCCCAGGAGGGAUUUCCCAGGGUGGGACAGAGUUUAGGCAGCCAGGAACAAAGUGCUGCCAGGCAUCCCUUUUUGCUUUUUGCUUUUUCCAAGAGAAAACCUGGAAAACACUCGGUGCCAACUCCAUGGACAUUGCCUUGCCAGAGCCAGGGAGCAGCUGGGGCUCCCAGGCCUGCCCAGCCUUCACUUUCUGCAAAAUCAGGGCUGUGUUUUAUUUAUUUUUGAGUCUGAGAAAGGAGCAGAGUUUUAUUUGCAGCUGUGGGGAGGCACUUCACACCAGUGAAGUCAUUCCUUUUUUAUUUUUGUGAAGAAAACGAGCGUUUGAUGGCAGCUCCCAGCACUGGGGCAGAGCUGAUUUCAGGGAUUUUCAUGUGUGGACUGUGAAUUUCUUUGUUGCCACUGGAGUCUUCUGGUUUGGGGCUUUUUCCUGUGCUACAAACCAA
This is a messenger RNA of Camarhynchus parvulus, 2005 nucleotides long. RefSeq names its product hydroxyacylglutathione hydrolase like (gene HAGHL). The coding region runs from base 46 to 918 and encodes 290 amino acids. The record is from RefSeq and is a predicted model, not a curated record. The transcript has 8 exons. Gene Ontology annotation, molecular function: hydroxyacylglutathione hydrolase activity. NCBI's taxonomy places the organism in Eukaryota, Metazoa, Chordata, Aves, Passeriformes, Thraupidae.